CAACCUUCAACGUAGUCCCAGUAAGGCAGUGUGACUUGCCAGAGAAAACCGACCGUGUCUAUCCAAAAACAUUUGUCCGUGGUAGAAGAUUGUUUUGGUAACCAGUUUAACCAUGGCAACAUUUCGUCGACCGAGAUACUGCCUUCACUGGGAGGAGACCGAGUGUUUGAGCUACUAUGAGAUGCAGUCUCUUCACGAACUCUUCGAGGUGGUCGGUUCCCAAUUAACGGAGACCGACGUGGAGGUUUUGUCGUUUCUGCUUGACGAGACAUACCCUGGAAGACACCCUCUGGACCCAGCGGGAUGGACCGCAGAGGUUUCAGGAGACCCAGCUACCGAGUCUGCUGAGCGGAUGAACUCGCCCAGCCCAAGGUUACUGGAGGCUUGGCGUCGGUUACAACCGUCGAACGAACCGUGUCCCGAGGCCGUCGCUGUGGCCGCGCGGCACAGGCCGAAGAGCGGCGUCAGCCUUCUGCUCGAGCUGGAGAGGCGCGGGUACGUGAGCGAGGGCAACCUCGAGCCCCUGCUGCAGCUGCUCCGCGUGCUCACGCGUCACGACCUCCUGCCUUUUGUCUCCCGCAAAAAACGAAGAACUGUGUCUCCGGAGCGUCCGUGUGCACACCUGUCUGAGGUGGAGGGCAGUCAGGUGAGUGGGGUGGAGAAGACAGACACCCACCAGCAGACAGAACAACCUCAGGGACACACAGAGCAGCCAUGGAGGGCAGGUAUUGACCAGUCUCGGCCGGUGACCAUGCCCACCGGUUGUAAACGGGGCAGAGGUCGCCGCAGGACCAGAGCUGUGAAGGAGACCUCCGAACCCCUGUGUGAACCUCCAGCACCCAACAAACUCACCUGUGAUAUUCGUCUGCGCGUUCGGGCGGAGUACUCGGAGCAUGACUCCGCCCUGCGUGGGGGCGUGUCCUCGGACAAGCAGCAGCGAUUGGAGCGUCAGUUUGAGCUGUUUAGCCGCGCGAGUCUGCUGCUCCGCGCCCGUGACCUGGGCUCCAUCGUGUGUGACAUUAAGUUCUCGGAGGUGGCGAACCUGGACGCGUUUUGGGCGGACUACCUGAGUGGGGCGCUGCUGGAGGCUCUGAAGGGCGUGUUCAUCACAGACUCUCUGAAGCAGGCGGCCGGACAGGAGGGCGUUCGCCUCCUCGUCAGCGUGGAUCAGGACGAUUAUGAGGAAGGCCGAAAAUUACUGCUGUCCAACCACACACACUACAGCACAUGCAGGAACUCAACAGACAGGUCUUAAACCAAGCCGUACUCAUUAAGGAUGGAAGUAGCCACCAGAGAGGGGGAAUAAAUGAUGAAAUCAGUGAUUUUUUUUUGUUUGGUGCAAAUUUCCAGUGGAGAGGUGGCCGUCUCUCUCUGUGGUCAGAUUGACUGACUGCCAGUGUGUCCAGCAGGUGGCGCUGUGAGGCAGCAGCUGAAGAGUCAAAUGAACGUGAAUGAUUUUCUUUUCUUUCGUAAGGACAGAAUAAGAUCACCGAUUGGCCUAAUCUGAAGUGCUGGGGGGUUUUUUUGUCUCCAGUGCGUGAACACACACACACACACAGUUCUCUCAGUUAUAGGAUGCUGGAUUAAUUGAAACGUUGAUUCUUCCUGAUGGAAGAGUCUGGUCCUAGAGGAACAUUCCCAGUACACACACACACACACACACACACACACACAGAGCUCUGUUUGCGCGCCCGUCUAUAACGCGCACGCGAGCGCGCGUGUGUGUGUGUGUGUGUGUGUGUGUGUGUGUGUGUGUGUGUGUGGAUCUGAGGUGUCAGUGUGCGCUGUAAGUUUAGGAGACAGACUGUAGUGCAGGUCUGUACCCACAUGCACACGGUGCAGCGUCCUCCGCGCUGGGGACGGGGGCAGAUCAGCGAUGGUGAGGAGGGCAGUGGAGAGCUGGGACCAGUUUCGCUGAGUUCUGCUGCCACGCCCGGGUCGCGCUGGCCUGAGUCACUCUCUCGCUUGCUCUCUGUAGCAGUGAGAACGGCUCUGAUAUCUGGGCCACACACACACACACACACACACG
Molecule: messenger RNA, 2029 nt
Organism: Chanos chanos (milkfish)
Lineage: Eukaryota; Metazoa; Chordata; Actinopteri; Gonorynchiformes; Chanidae
Gene: dedd2
Product: death effector domain-containing 1
Exons: 6
Coding region: 113-1255 (380 amino acids)
Biological process (GO): extrinsic apoptotic signaling pathway via death domain receptors; regulation of apoptotic process; apoptotic process
Cellular component (GO): nucleolus
Molecular function (GO): protein binding; DNA binding
Source: RefSeq, a predicted model, not a curated record